This is a messenger RNA of Anolis carolinensis (green anole), 2082 nucleotides long. RefSeq names its product microtubule associated protein RP/EB family member 3 (gene mapre3). Gene Ontology annotation, biological process: spindle assembly; regulation of microtubule polymerization or depolymerization; protein localization to microtubule. The transcript is spliced from 7 exons. The record is from RefSeq and is a predicted model, not a curated record. Lineage: Eukaryota; Metazoa; Chordata; Lepidosauria; Squamata; Anolidae. Bases 166 to 1008 code for a protein of 280 amino acids. Gene Ontology annotation, molecular function: microtubule plus-end binding. Gene Ontology annotation, cellular component: microtubule organizing center; microtubule plus-end; spindle midzone.
CGGGGCUUCGGCUCCAACGGCGGCGCAUGCGCAGCGGAGCCCGGCUGGGUCUGCGUCUCCGUCUCCCCUCAGAGCCGGCCCGGGGGCUGCGGACGCGGAGGCGGAGGAAGCGGCGGAGGAGGAGCAGGACGGAGCCCCGCGUAGGCAGCCACGCCGCCUUGGGGCAUGGCCGUCAAUGUGUAUUCGACAUCUGUGACUAGCGAGAACCUGAGUCGCCAUGACAUGCUCGCAUGGGUCAACGACUCUUUGCAGCUCACCUACACCAAGAUUGAACAGCUGUGUUCAGGAGCUGCCUACUGUCAGUUUAUGGACAUGCUGUUCCCGGGCUGCAUCCACCUGCGGAAAGUGAAGUUCCAGGCCAAGCUAGAGCACGAGUACAUACACAACUUCAAGGUGCUGCAGGCCGCCUUCAAGAAGAUGGGCGUCGACAAGAUCAUCCCAGUGGAGAGGUUGGUGAAGGGGAAGUUCCAGGACAACUUUGAGUUCAUUCAGUGGUUUAAGAAGUUCUUUGACGCCAACUAUGACGGGAAGGAGUACAACCCGCUGCUGGCGAGGCAAGGCCAGGAGGUGGCCCCCUCUCCAAACCCAGGUGAUCAGAUCUUCAGCAAACUCAAGAAACCCAUUGGCACCGCAGUUCCACAGAGAACUUCCCCCACAGGCCCCAAGAACUUGCAGAACCAGGCCCGAAUGAACAUUGCCCCCAGCAAUAUUGCGCGGAAAAACCCUUCCUUGGCCCGGAACGGGGGCAGCGAAGCGGAUGCCCAGAUCCUGGAACUCAACCAACAGUUGAUGGAUCUGAAGUUGACGGUGGACGGCCUGGAGAAGGAGCGCGACUUCUACUUCAGCAAAUUGCGGGACAUUGAGCUGAUUUGUCAGGAGCACGAGAGCGAGAGCAGCCCCAUUGUCGCAGGCAUCAUUGGCAUUCUGUACGCCACAGAGGAAGGCUUUGCCCCCCCAGAGGAUGACGAGCUGGACGAGCCCCACCCGGAAGACCAGGAUGAGUACUAGCUGCAUGCGUCCGUGCGUGCGCCUGUCGCUCGCUGUCCCGCCAUGAGAGAGACCGCCCCCACGCUCCUCACUGACCAUGGACAUUUACGGUUUCGCAUUGUACAGCCUCGUCCUGCACAGUCACACAUUAUAACAGGUUUCUACCGACACGAGAGGCCCAGGUGAUCUCUGUCCAUUUGCAAGCCCCACGGGGAACCCCUCCACCCCCAGCCCCUGUGGUCCAUAGGCAUCCGUAGAGGGAGGUGAUCCGCACUGUAAAUAGGCCUGUGGGGGCAGGGGGGGUCCGAAGGCCUGGUCCGAUGCCCCAGUCUCCCCCCCCCCCUUCGCCCCAUCCCAUCCCACCCCAUCUCCCUUAUUUAUUGAUUUCAGUUGUCUUGGGUGUGAGCGCUCCCAAUUGCUUGUAUUAUAUGGAGAGACAAAUGCGUUGUAUAUUUUUCCGUACUGGAUUUCACUAGCACUUUGCCUGUUGUGUUCAUGCUGAGCCGGGCCAAGCGCCGCCGCCCCUCCUUGCUGCAUCCGACCCAUGGGCUACGGGGUUCAAGCCCAGCACUGGAAGCCAGCUCAGCGGGUGGCCGCAAGGAGGGGCGCUUGGGGGAGGGAGGGAGGGAGAAGAGUUAGACUUGGAGUAUUUAUUUAUUGCUGGGGUGGAUGGGGCCAGGGAUGCUGCUGCUCCUGCUGCUGAGAAUGUGGCUUCCCAGCUGCUUUUAUCCAACAACAUAUCAAGCAGACUGGAGGGGAAGGGAGGGCACUGGACAGAAGGGCGCCUGGCUCCGCCUGGGGCUUGGGCUCAGGGUGUCUGGCCGCUUGGGAGAGAAGGGCGAUGACGGCGCCCAGGAACGCUCUGCCCCUCCCUCACAGCCAUCCCUUUUGAGUUGAACCAUCUCUGUUUUGAGUUGCACCUGCGGGUCCCAACGAGGUUUCGUUCCAUGCAGUUUUGACAAAAGAGCCACACAGACUCUGACUUGGCCCCGAUUCCCUGUUUGCAUUGCUUGUUCGAUCACAGACACCGGUGUGCAGAGCCUGCAUCUGUGUUGCGUUUUAUUUUAAAUAAACUCGUGUGGUUAAAAACUAAAA